UUAUCAAAAAUAGACCAAUUUUAUGCCAGAUCUUCACAUGUUCAUGGACAUUUAAACUCAGUUCUGCUUGAUCUCUGACAACAAAUUGUGUAUGGUUUUAAUAAGCGCCACGUUUGUCAAUUUUCUAAGCUACCUGGGUGAUUAUUACAGCAAAUACAGUAUUCCUAUUUGAACAUGAACAUGAUGAAUGGUGGCAGUAUCUCUUUUUAUUAUUGACAUGGACAGACGCACACAGUCAUGUUUCAGGAAGCUAGAUUCCCCCGCACCUACAAAAAACUGGCUGGACCACCACCACUGGACAAAGAGCCCCAAUAUAACAACACUUAUAGCACAUACUGCUGACCUUUCACCCACCAUGUAUAAUUCUGCACCGUGCUCACAGCAGCCAGUCCUGCUUGACAAAGGAGUAAGGAUCUAUCGAGAGACUUUGCUAUGGUCUACUUCGUCAUCCUUCAACUUCUAACGAGAGCCUAUCAAACAAUUCACCACAACCUGAGCUAAAGAAAACAAACUUCUCCAAUUCCUGAUCAUACUUUCAAAAUGGAAACAACAAAAUGUGCCAACCCUGACACAGAAGAAGACAAUCAUGUGACAGACAGGAAUACCGAAAUGUCUGAUGGAUCAGGUGAUACCCGCAUUGACCAAUCAGAACAAGGAACAGAUGUUCCGCCUGAAACUGUUUCCCAUCAGAAUGAGGCUUCAGAAGAAGAGCAUGAUGAGAAGACCGAUGAUUCAGGGAUCCCAAUAGACCGAGGAUGGUCUUGGAUGAUUGUCGUAGGGUGCUUCGUCAUGCACAUUUUCUGUGUGGGCGGCAUCAAGUCCUUCGGCAUCUUCUUUGUGGAGUUGGAGGAUAGAUUUGAGACGUCAGCAAAAGCUCUUGGAUUUGUACAAGCGGUGGCAAGCACAUUGAUGUUGGGCCUAGGUCCAAUCUCCAAUGCCCUGAGUGUGCGGUUCACCUGCCGUGCCGUGGUGAUGAUUGGCGGCGUGCUGAUCGGUGCUGGCUUCACCUGCACGGCCUUCAUCCCGUCAGUCCCCUGGCUCUACGUCACAUACGGAAUAAUGACAGGCGUGGGGUUUGGCUUGAGUUACGCUCCUUGUGUGGUGAUGGUCGGGCAUCAUUUCGUCAAGCGCCGAUCUUUAGCCAAUGGCAUCUCUGUGGCAGGUAGUGGCGUCGGUCAGUUCGUGCUGCCCAACCUUGUCCGCUAUCUGCUGAAUGAAUACAGCUACCAAGGCUGUAUGUUGAUUAUUGGGGGGCUGAUGCUUAAUGUGUGCGUCUGCGGUGCACUCAUGCGUCCAUUGUCAAGUUACAAGAAAAAAAAGAAAGGGGAGACUGUCAAUCCAAAAGUAGACAAUGUCAAGGAGCUCUUGGAUAGUAGUCUUGAACAAAAUGACCUCAGUGGAAGUUUGACCGAGAAGAAUAGACUUCUUGAUAAAAGAGUUGCACAGUUGACAAACAGUAACCAAGAAAUGUCAGGGUCAAGUCAUUCCUUGGAGUCUGGAUCCCCUGACCGCUAUUUACGCCACAAGAAUCGCCUGAUUGACAGCAAACAGCGCUACUUCUCCGAAGAUGUGCCUGAGCUUCAUGGCUCCAAGCAGUCUCUUGACAACAAACGGCAGCCACCCCAGAGGUUUUACUCCGUCGAAGAGGUCCCUCCUCCUUCCCCACUACGACAUCGUCGACUGAGACAUUUAUCAGAAACCAGUUCAUUCAAAAGCGAAACAUCGCUCUUUGCCAGCACAGGAGACCUUGUGAUAGCUUCGUUACAAAAUAUACCCGGUUCUGAGGUAGAUGUUGUUGAAUCUGACGAACCCGUGACAAAAUAUCGCUGUUGUGAUUUGUGUCGUGUGUCCGAAGCCAAAUCAAAAUCCAGUGUGCCUCUGUUUGACUGGGCGCUCUUGAUGAAUCCAGUUUUCCUUGUGUAUUUAUGUUCAGUUUUAAUCACCAAUUUCGGUUAUCCGAAUGUUUUCAUCAUGCUAGCCUCGUACUGUCAAGAGUUGGAUCUCAACAAAGACACAGCAGCCUUGUUAUUUUCAUUAAUUGGAUUGUCUGACUUAUGUGGUCGAUUAUUUUUUGGUUGGUUUUCCGAUCUCAAAUUUUUUCCAAGAAGGUAUGGAUUUCUCGGCACCAUGGCAAUCAGUGGCAUGUUGUCAAUCCUGCUGCCCCUCUUGAAAUGUUAUGAAAUGUUGAUAUUCUUUUGCUGCACGUACGGAUUCUUCGCAGGGUCAUACAUAGCUCUGAUAGCUGUGGUCCUGGUGGAUUGUUUAGGGAUUGAGAAACUGUCCAGUGCUUUCGGGUUCACGACGCUAUCAAUGUCUAUAUCCCUGCUGAUUGGGCCUCCAAUAGUUGGUGGUAUACGAGACCAGAAUCAGUCUUGGGACCUAUCCUUCGUAUUCUCUGGUAUUGCGGGAAUCCUUGGGGCGGGUAUCGUACUUCUGGAACCCCUAGCUCAGAGGAAGUUGAAAGCAUCAGAGAAGAAGAAAUAUGACAAAGAACUUGAGCUUAAAGCUGUGAAAACAGAAGAAACGUUGUUAGAGAAAAGUUGAUGUUAGCUAGAGUUAAUUAGAAUAGAAUAUAUAGAAUAGGCAUAUAUUUGUGAGGUUAAUAUAUUUUAUCAACGCUUGAUUUAAUUAGCAAUGAUAAUGUUGUAGUGAAAUUAGUAAACUUUUUGCUUUGGUGAAUCGUUUUGAGCAUAUAAUGACUUGCUACACAUUAUAUUUAAUGUAUACUUAAAGGGGCACUGAUCUAAAGCAAUUCCCCGGGACUGGUUGUUGCCUUUGUUAUUGAUUUUUCACCGUGAGUACCCGGAUGAUACGCAACGCAACUGAGCAUGACCAGAG
Haliotis rufescens (red abalone) is the source of this 2838-nucleotide messenger RNA. Its product is annotated as monocarboxylate transporter 12-like. Gene Ontology annotation, biological process: monocarboxylic acid transport; transmembrane transport. NCBI's taxonomy places the organism in Eukaryota, Metazoa, Mollusca, Gastropoda, Lepetellida, Haliotidae. The transcript has 6 exons. Gene Ontology annotation, molecular function: monocarboxylic acid transmembrane transporter activity. The coding region runs from base 541 to 2544 and encodes 667 amino acids. The record is from RefSeq and is a predicted model, not a curated record.